Papilio xuthus (Asian swallowtail) is the source of this 796-nucleotide messenger RNA. It is a transcript of the gene ND-B17.2, whose product is annotated as NADH dehydrogenase (ubiquinone) B17.2 subunit. Gene Ontology annotation, cellular component: respiratory chain complex I; membrane. The transcript has 4 exons. Gene Ontology annotation, biological process: response to oxidative stress. The record is from RefSeq and is a predicted model, not a curated record. Lineage: Eukaryota; Metazoa; Arthropoda; Insecta; Lepidoptera; Papilionidae. Bases 81 to 518 code for a protein of 145 amino acids.
AAUUAUUUUUGACAGCCAUCUGACAUUUGAGGAAGUAAAUAUACAUCAAAAUUUUCAAGAAAAAUACUAUUUAAUAUAAGAUGUCCCUUGCAAAAUACCUAGCUCUCGAUAAAAUAGCCAAUUUUUUCACCAUUAUUAAACAAAAUGGUGGAAUAAGAGGAUCUUUGUACAAAAUGUACAGACAAGAUGACUUGAAAGACGGAGUGUUGGUGGGUCAAGAUGAAUUUGGGAACAAAUAUUAUCAGAAUCCUCGUUUCUUCUACGGUCGCAACAGAUGGGUUGAAUAUUCUGACAACUUUAACAUGGAUUAUGAUGGUAGUCAGGUUCCCGCUGAAUGGUUUGGAUGGCUUCAUUAUAAAACAGAUUUACUACCUCAUGAGGACCCAAGCAGGCCUAAAUACAAAUGGAUGGUGCCAUUUACAGAGAAUAUGUCCGGGACAACUGGACAAUACACUCCUUAUAGUACAACAAGGCCAAAGGUUGAGCCAUGGUUGCCCCCACGUAAGAGCAGUGUGUAGCUAUAAAUUAUGCAAAUGCUUAUCACAUGGUUAAACCAUGUCCGCUAUAAAUGUUUUAAAUAGAUCAAUGGUUCCUAUGUAAACAGUUGUAAUUCAAAAUUUUGUUAUUUUCUUUAUGUUUAAUUUUUUAAUUAACUUUAUUUACAAUAUGAGAUUUUGUCUACCAUUUUUAGCUAUUGCAUGAGUAAUUUGUUGUAAUAAUAUUUUUAAAGUUUUAUACUUACAAUUGUAUACAUCGGAACUAUUGAAAUAAAUUGACUUCAAGCAUUGUAUAUUUU